Messenger RNA from Monopterus albus (swamp eel), 4202 nucleotides. RefSeq names its product BAR/IMD domain containing adaptor protein 2b (gene baiap2b). NCBI's taxonomy places the organism in Eukaryota, Metazoa, Chordata, Actinopteri, Synbranchiformes, Synbranchidae. Gene Ontology annotation, cellular component: nucleoplasm; cytosol. The record is from RefSeq and is a predicted model, not a curated record. Gene Ontology annotation, molecular function: cytoskeletal adaptor activity; protein binding. The transcript is spliced from 15 exons. Gene Ontology annotation, biological process: actin crosslink formation; actin filament bundle assembly; plasma membrane organization. The coding region runs from base 337 to 2001 and encodes 554 amino acids.
GUCCACGACAUUAAAAUUUCUGACCUAACAUCUUGUGUCUUGCCAACAGGCUCUUCAGGUGCGACUCGGUCUUAAUCGCUUAGUUCCCCACCGUCCUUGAAGGCAGCACCGUUCCUCCACCUCUGCGCUCCAACCGGGAGCCACCGACUGACUGAGUGGCUGCGUGGGGAGCCGGUGUGGGCGCAGCGGAGGACUUUCCUAUAAAAGCAGGGAUUCCGCGACUAGGCGAGCUCGUCUCUCUCAGAUAGCGGCAGAUAGACGCGCUUAUUCCCGCCAACAGCCUUCUGAUCUCUCCAGUUUGAUCGUCCCAACCUCAUUCAAAGGAAAUCUUAGUCUAUGGUUCUGACCAACGCUCCAACAAGGAUGUCCCGGACCGACGAGGUGCAUCGUAUAACGGAGAAUGUGUACAAGUCCAUCAUGGAGCAGUUUAAUCCCUGCUUGCGGAACUUCAUAGCCAUGGGAAAAAGCUACGAGAAGGCAAUCACCAGUGUCACAUAUGCUGCAAAGGGCUACUUCGACGCUCUGGUGCGGAUGGGCGAGAUGGCCACCGAAAGUCAAGGCUCUAAGGAUCUCGAAGACGCAGCAUGGGAGGUGCUCUUUCAGAUGGCUGAAGUGCACAGACAGAUCCAGAUCCAGCUUGAGGAGAUGCUGAAGUCUUUCCACAACGAGCUGCUCACUGAGCUGGAGAAGAAGGUCGAGCUGGAUGCACGCUACCUGAAUGCUGCACUGAAGAAGUACCAGAUGGAGCACAAAAGCAAAGGGGAGAGUUUGGAGAAGUGCCAGGCAGAGCUGAAGAAGCUGCGCAGGAAGAGCCAGGGCAGCAAACACCCCUCCAAGUACGGAGACAAGGAGAUGCAGUAUGUGGAGGCCAUCAGCGCCAAGCAGACCGAAAUGGACAGCUACAUCGCUGAGGGCUACAAGAACGCUCUGUCUGAGGAGCGGAGGAGGUACUGCUUCCUGGUGGACCGUCAGUGUGCCUUGGCCAAGAGUGGCAGCGCCUACCACAGCAAGGGGAAGGAGCUUUUAUCUCAGAAGCUCCCAAUGUGGCAACAGGCAUGUGCCGAGUCCACCAAACUGCCAGAUCGUGCCAUGUUUUUGGCCCAGCAGAUGAGCAGUGUAGCAGGCACCAUGCCUCCCGGUGCUCAUCAUCCCGGCAUGUCCAUCUCUGAGCCCAUCCCUGGUGCUAAACCCCUGCCAGUGCCUCCAGAACUGGCAGCCCUCAGGGCCAGCGGGGGUCUGGCACAGCAGAGGCUGAUGGGGGUUGUGGAUGGAGGGAUGCCCGUGAUGAACGGCACGGCUGGCGCCCACGGGGGAGAAGACUACCAGCAGUGGAUGGAGGGCAAGGUGGCCCAGGGCAAGGUCUCACCGCAGACCCAGCGGCAUGGAGGGGAGGUCUAUUCAAACACCCUGCCUGUGCGCAAAGCUGCCCCAGCCAAGAGCAAGACCACGCUGAUGGAGACCCGUACGCUGCCCCGGUCCAGCUCCAUGGCUGCAGGGCUGGAGAAAAACGGGAGAACUCGUGUCCAGGCUGUUUUCUCCCAUGCAGCCAGUGACAACAGCACUCUGCUCAGCUUCUCUGAGGGCGACGUGAUCACCCUGCUGGUUCCUGAGGCCCGUGACGGGUGGCACUACGGCGAGAACGAGAAGACAAGGAUGCGUGGCUGGUUCCCCUUCUCCUACACCAGGGUGAUCUCCGACACGGAGGGCGACUCCAUGAGGCAGCUUCGAGUACACAGCCUCCACCAUGGGAAGAGCAGUAGCGCUGACAACCUUCUAGACAGAGAGGACAUGGCACUCCCUGUCCCUGAUUACGGCGUUCAAGCCCAUAUAGUGGCACAGAGUGCUGCUGCGCUGCAUGGCAGACCACAACGCCCCUACAGCGUGGCGGUGCCAGGCUUCUCACAGCAAGGAGUCGAAGAGUACGAGCCUCGCUUCUCCACAAGAGACAAAAGUCGAGAGCAAACGACUGCAAGCUGCCAGUGUUUCUUCUUUCUCCACUAAAAUAAGGCCAAGGUACGACUGCCAUCGCCGCAGAGAUAGCACACCAAUCAGCUGCGGCCACAAAACUUCUGCCUCAACUGAUGUGCUUUUAUUUACAGGGGUUUUGUUGUGAAAAAAAAUCUCUAAAUUGUACAAAGAAUUUAUGGGUAUGCAUGCUUUGGGCCACUAAACAUGUUAAGUUGAUGACCUCAAAUGUACGGUGAAUUUCUACAACUAAAGUACAAAAUAAAUUUAUUCCGCUGGACUUUUUUGUUUGUUGGUUUAUAUCUGUCCAGAAAAUGUUUGCAUCCUGAGAGAAAAUUUGAAAAGAAUCAGUGAAUUCAAUUUCUAUGAAUGUUUCUGGUGUAUUUGUUUUUGUCUUAAGUGUUUUCUUCUGCUUCUUGUUUAACUUCUAAAUCUAAUUUAAUUUAGAGCAAUUUACAACAGCAGGAUAAUCUUCAGAUAAAAUGACAUUUGAUCCUGGUUUUGAGCUUUAGUUCUAUGGCAGCAUAAAUGAUUCUCUGUAAAGGUUUAGUUUAGGUUGCUUGUUCAUCCUAAAAGAACAACGUGCGAUUGUUUCUCAGCGCUAACAAACUGGCCAUCGUCCUCGUGCUUUCACGCAUUAACCGGCUCCUCCUGCACAUUUGACAUCACUUCUCAUGUCAACAUUUCUGGGUCUGGGACGGUUCCUGUCAUAACCUCCCACUGGCUUUGUUGCAUGUUCAGUACAGUGUGUGUGUGUGUGUGUGUGUGUGUGUGUGUUCAGUGCACAGUAGUAUUUCCACUACAUCCUUCCCGCCCUGACCUGCCACUGCCAUCCACCCACUGGCCUGCUCCUCCUGCUGCUAGCAAAGGUACCUUUUUCAACUCAACAGUGUUUGUCUGUCUCAGCAUCAUCACGUUACAGUCCCAGUGUUUCUCUUGUGGUUCGCUGGGUUGUGGUCUAUAUACCUGUGUGUGCCUGCCACUUUUAUUCUGUAUUCCUGUGUAUGUCUGGAUCAUAGUUUACAUGUUGUGAGUUUUUAAGGCACUGAUCUGUUUGUGGUCUACAAAUAUAUCCGUGUAGCAUUUUAAUAUCAUUAAGUUAGUGCAGUAAUUUCCAUGAACAAGAUCACUGAGCUGACUGGCAGCCUCCACAGGCCUUAACGCUGCAUGCUGGAUGUUCAUCACUGUCAGUGGUGAAGGAAGCAUGCAGAUGUUUUACUCCAGCAUCCGAACAUAGGUAAACGUACAUGAGUAAAAGCAGUAAAAUGCAAAGAAGCGUCUUUUUCUGCAGUGUUAUACGACUUGUGUUGAUCUAUAAACUAAGACAUUUAGGAUAUCUGUACGUUAUAUUGUAGCUGUCACAUGGAAACCAUUGUAUCUCCAGUUAUAGAGAUUUUACUACUUGGAUCAGUUGAAGGGCUCUAUUCUUUUCCUAAAACUCUUUAGAUGCCCUCUGAAAUACAUCAUCUAACCAAACAAGACAGAUAAAGGCUCUAAAGGCGUUUUCUCUCAGUUGUAACCGGUUGUUUCUGCUGUCAGACGAAUGAUCUGGGCGAGAAAUUAGACGCUCUAGCACCAAAAUUAUACUUGAGGAAAUGUCCAUAUUAAUUUCUGAUCUCUGGUCACAAAGUUAGAUUUCAUCUGUAAGAAAGUGGAGGAGCAGAGCGAACAACAGAUAGCAUUGUCUUUCAGUUUUAAAUGGAGGCUUCCAGUUGUCUUAGUCAUGGUUUAAUGUUUGCACCAUGAAUCCCACUGACAGCUUGCUGAUAGUUGUCUAUACAAUAAUCUAAUAUGUCACUUGGUAUUUGAGAAGCUGAGUGCUGACACAUGGGGAAUGUCUCUGCCUUUCAGUACAGGGCCUGAUUAUGCCUGCUUUUGACUGACCAAACCCCAGUGUAAGUGACUGACCUUGGGGUCUUCAUGCAAACUUUUUCUGAAAACCUCAUCUUGUUGGCUUCAGGUGUUGUGGAGUGACUUCUGGGUUAUUUCCUUCACUGUAUAGUUAAUAUUUGCAUUUUGUUUUUGUUUGUGAUUUGCACAUUGACCUCAUCAGUGGCACUCCAGCAAAAGUUGCAUGUUUCAGCAUCAUGCUCAACUUUCCCUCCUUCCUCGUUUUCCCCUUUCUCUCUCAUCACUUUUAUUUACUUUUUGACUUUUUUCAGCUCCAUUCUGUGGUGCAUUUGAGAUUAUAAUGUUUACAGUUUUAUGCACAAUGUGCAUUACAUUUUAUCAAAUUA